AUGACGGAGUGGAAGGUGACCAUUAUUCACGCAGAUUUGACCAGCGCAUCCCUAACUCCGGCGAACGGCGACGUCCAAUGCCAGUUCAGCCGACAGGAGGUCUACGAGGGAUUGAAAGGUAUACCUGGCACAGAAAGCCAAUGGCCUACCCCACAUCCUCCUCUCCAUUCCCCCGGUUCCCGAACACCUCUUCCUCGAUCUGUUAAUCUCGCCGUCGCCCAGAAUGCGGAGUUCGUCCCCUCGCACGAAAGCCAAGGGAUGCUCUAUAUCCGGCCGAUCCUCUUCGGCUCCUCCGCCUGCAUUCAGCUGACGCCUCCUGACAAGUACACAUUCUGCGUCUACGUUACGCCCGUGGCCGCAUACAAUGGGAUCAACCCCCUAGACGCGCUGAUUUUGGAGGGGUUCGACCGCGCUGCGCCGCGCGGCACAGGAAGCGGGAAAGUCGGCGGGAACUAUGCCCCUGUUAUGAAAUGGAGCGAUCAGGCUAGACGCGAGGGCUAUGCAAUAACGCUGCAUCUGGAUAGCGCAACACGCAGCGAGGUGGAGGAGUUCUCGACGGCGGGGUUUGUAGGCGUCAAGGAGAAGGCAGACGGAGACGGUGUGGCCGUCGUUGUGCCAGAUAGUGGGAACGUUGUCGAUAGUGUGACUGUCAGGUGCAUUCUAGCGGUUGCAGCGAGGAUGGGCUGGGCAGUUGAAAGACGGGUGACUGAAAUGGUACUAACGGGUCACUUGGGGCAGAUCAAAUACGAGGAACUGGCGUCAUUCUCUGAAAUCCUUGCGUGCGGCACUGCAGUGACGGUCAUCCCAAUCAAGUCAAUUACAUGCAAGAGCCGCGGGAAUCGGUUCACCUACCUCGAAGCCAGUGUCAGCAAGCCAGGCCCGUAUGCGGCGAAGCUGGCAGCCACACUUGGGGAUAUCCAAAGGGGCAAGGUGGAAACUUGA
Molecule: messenger RNA, 942 nt
Organism: Aspergillus nidulans FGSC A4
Lineage: Eukaryota; Fungi; Ascomycota; Eurotiomycetes; Eurotiales; Aspergillaceae
Exons: 4
Coding region: 1-942 (313 amino acids)
Biological process (GO): branched-chain amino acid metabolic process
Molecular function (GO): catalytic activity; branched-chain-amino-acid:2-oxoglutarate transaminase activity
Source: RefSeq, a predicted model, not a curated record